AUGGAGGCUGCCGUGGUCAGCGCUUCUCAUGGUGCUUUGGGCUCCCUGAUAGCGAAGCUUGGUGAUUUGAUCACAUCUGAGUACAAGCUGCUCAAAGAAGCUAAGGGACAGAUCAUGUUCCUUAAAGCUGAGCUAGAGAGCAUGCACGCGUUCCUGAAGAAGAUGUCAGACAUGGAAGAGCCUGACGAGCAAGACAAGUGCUGGGUGAAGGAGGUACGUGAACUCUCCUACGAUAUAGAUGACAGUAUCAAUGAGUUCCUGCAUCGCGUCGAGCGCAAGUACAGCAGCAUGCCGCGUGGAUUCAAGGGGUUCAUGGAUAGAAGCAUGAGCCUGCUGACAACCAUGAACAUUCGGCAUCAGAUUGCGAAGGAGCUGGAAGGCCUCAGGAGUCGAGUCAUGGAGGUGAACGAGCGACGCAUGAGGUACAAGGUCGAUGAAACUGUUUCCAAGCCAAACAACACAGUCGUCGAUUCUCGUGUUUUGGCACUCCAUGCAGAGUCAGCCAGCCUUGUUGGUAUUGAGGAGCCCAGGGACCAACUGAUAAAAUUGAUGGAUGAAGAGAGUGUGCCUGCUUCACAUCAGCUAAAGGUGCUCUCUAUUGUCGGAUUUGGAGGUCUUGGAAAAACUACCCUUGCAAAUGAGAUUUAUCGCAAGCAAGAGGGCUUGUUCCUGUGUCAAGCUUUUGUUUCUGUGUCCCAAAAACCAAAUAUUAGGAAGGUACUAAGGACUAUACUAUCUCAAGUUGGCUUUAAACCUCCAAAGAACACCAACAUGGAAAUGUGGGAAGAGUCCGAAUUGAUUAGGACGCUGCAAAAUUUUCUUUUGGAUAAGAGGUACUUCAUUGUAAUUGAUGACAUCUGA
This is a messenger RNA of Miscanthus lutarioriparius, 861 nucleotides long. Lineage: Eukaryota; Viridiplantae; Streptophyta; Magnoliopsida; Poales; Poaceae. The record is from the annotation of a GenBank genome assembly.